AUGGGAAAGCGAACUAGAUCCUCCGUCGCGUCACCCGCGACACCCGCGACCCUCUCGGACCUCCAGAAGCACGCUCACGAGCACGUCGACGAGACAAUAGGUCUAGAGGUGCCAGAACAACUUCUUACGCCUGAGAACAGCCGCUCCGAAACCUCCAGCAACAGCGAGAACGCGUGCCCUGAAGAAAAGCCUACGCUGCGACGGGCAUCUACACGUGUCACACGCUCUUCUCUACGAGCUUCGGGUACAUUUGAGUCCAAACCUGAGCAGGAAGAUGCAAUCAUCACGUCCUCGUCUGGUGAAAUGGACCCUACGAAUUCUAGUGGGAACCUAGCCCACGAUGUCACGAAACUCAAGCGGUCCCAGUCCUCCCACCUCCGGCACAGCAUAGCGGUCAUGGAAACCGCCGUUUGGAGCGAGUCAACGCUUACACGACAUAUCAUGGAGGUUGAGGACCACCUAAUAACUCCAGAUACGCCUGUCUCCAACUCGUCCCAAGAGCCACAGCUAGAUGAUCUUAGCUCAUCACUACCGCAGCGAUCACUGAGGAAGCGCGUGGAACGGGCAUUGACCAAGGAGGAUAGUUCCAACCGGAAGAAGGAUGAAUCGGCGGCCCGCGUUGAUGAUCCCAAACCAAGGCGCUCAACUCGUCUGAGUUUAUUGGAAAAGGCAUCGGAUUUUGUCGAGAAGGCGGGUAGCGUCCUGGGCAAAAGGUCAAAGGAUAUGAUGGAGAAAGGGCAAAAUCUUGACCGCAGAGCCAGUCUGCGACCUCGUAACGUCGUUGCGCCCAAGGAAGAACCCGCCUCUCUCGCGUCAAGCGAGCCUUCGGCUGCGAAGAAACGACGUGUUUCUGAAAGUGACCUGCCGUCCAAGAUCAAGGCCAUUGACCAGUCCACUGCGCAAAGCGACACUGCCGCCAAAGAGCCCAGGUUCAAGCCGAAGCGCUGGCUGUCUCAUGGACUGUACACUGGGCAAGAGUAUACGACCGCCCGGCCCAGCCAAAACAGAAAUAAGAACGCGAAGAGGCGAUCUCAAGGCGUCCCUUCGCAGCGAAGAUUGCUGCCAAUGCCAAUGUUCGCAGGCGACCGACUGCUACAGUUGGGGAGGGAUUUCCAGCUGCCGUUCGAUAUUUACUCGCCUCUUCCGCCUGGUCAACCCAAACCUGACGAAUGGAGGAAAACCAACAAAAAUGUUUUUGUUGGAGAGGCGGGUAGUAUAUGGAGAGCCAACAAGCACAUGGAACUGUCCAAAUGCAUGUGCACAGAAGAGACAGGAUGCGACGAGAACUGUCAAAAUCGGUACAUGUUCUACGAAUGUGACGAUGGGAACUGUGGACUGGGUCCUGACUGUGGCAACCGAAGCUUUGAUGAGCUUAAGCAAAGGACAAAGGCCGGGGGAAAAUACAACAUUGGCGUGGAAGUCAUCAAGACAGCCGACCGCGGAUACGGCGUCCGCAGCAAUCGCACAUUCGAGCCCAACCAGAUUAUCGUUGAAUAUACUGGUGAAAUCAUUACUCAAGCCGAGUGCGAGAAGAGGAUGAGGACGAUAUACAAGAACAAUGAGUGCUAUUAUCUCAUGUACUUUGAUCAAAACAUGAUAAUCGACGCUACUCGAGGCUCAAUCGCUCGCUUCGUGAACCAUUCCUGCGAACCGAACUGCCGAAUGGAAAAGUGGACUGUUGCAGGCAAGCCACGCAUGGCUCUGUUCGCGGGUGACCACGGUAUUAUGACUGGUGAAGAAUUAACUUAUGACUACAAUUUUGACCCCUAUUCUCAGAAGAAUGUCCAGCAAUGCCGAUGCGGUGCUUCCAACUGCCGUGGAAUAUUGGGACCGCGACCCAGAGAAAAGGAUCAGCGGUCCAAAGAGUCGAAGAUUAUUAGCCAGAAGAAGACGACUACCACUAAAAAGGUCAUUGGUACCAAACGCAAAAGCGGGACAGUGCUUGACAAUUCUUCAUCGCGGCUUAACAAAAAGCGAAAAGUUCUGGCUCCGAAAUCCAUCGCGAAACAGGUCAAAAAGGCAGUGUCGAGAGCGCCUGCGACGAUGUCCAAGUCAGCGAAUUGGGGAAAGAAGAGAACAGUGAAAGUGCAGACCAAGGUCUCCAAGACGACGGUCAAGAAGCCCGAGAGCUCAAGAUCCAAAAGUCAGGCGAAGGAUAAGGAGACCAAGCCCAAAAGUAGCGUCAGACUUCCCAGGGUCAAAACCGCCAAAACGAAAGUGAAGGCGGCAAUUCUUCCCAAGAAGAAGUCACCUAAAAUAACGGGGAAGUCGCCAUCGAAGCUGAAGGUUUCUCCUGCGUCUUCCUCGACGUUGAGUCGUCCAUCUGCGAAAGCAAAGGAGAAGAUACUCAAGGUAGCCAAAGGUGCGAAUGCUCGGAAACAGACGACGAAGGGGAAGACAGCUGGUACGAAAUCGCCUUGCAAGAACCCCACAAGCAACAGCAUCAAAAAGCGCCCUAGGGCUAUGGCAUCGACUAAACGGACAAAGGGCGCAAGCACGGUGAUGGUCCAUUCCACUUAA
This is a messenger RNA of Aspergillus fischeri NRRL 181, 2520 nucleotides long. Its product is annotated as putative histone-lysine N-methyltransferase (Ash1). NCBI's taxonomy places the organism in Eukaryota, Fungi, Ascomycota, Eurotiomycetes, Eurotiales, Aspergillaceae. The record is from RefSeq and is a predicted model, not a curated record. Gene Ontology annotation, molecular function: protein binding; histone H3K36 methyltransferase activity. The transcript has 4 exons. Gene Ontology annotation, cellular component: chromatin; nucleus. Gene Ontology annotation, biological process: regulation of DNA-templated transcription. The coding region runs from base 1 to 2520 and encodes 839 amino acids.